Rotaria sordida is the source of this 474-nucleotide messenger RNA. NCBI's taxonomy places the organism in Eukaryota, Metazoa, Rotifera, Eurotatoria, Philodinida, Philodinidae. The record is from the annotation of a GenBank genome assembly.
AUGCAAGUCGGCUGUGUCUACGCGUUGAGAGCUGGUUUUCGCAAUGGUGUAACGUGGCCAGUCAAGAUGUUCGGAAUCAUAGCGACCAUCCUUCUUGGUGGUGCUCUAUUUCCACAGUUUUGGGAGAUAUUCAAACGAAAAGAAGUAGUGGGCCUCUCGAUCACAUUCAUCAUUGUUGAUAUGUUGGGAGGUGUCUUCAGUGCUGCUUCCUUAGGUUUUGCACCUCCUCCAUUAGAUGCAUUUGCUGCAAGCGCCUAUCUUAUAGUCGUCUUCUUCGAAGUCUUGAUUCUUCUGUUGGCAGCUAUUUUAAAUCCAAUUGCAUACUAUCGCCGCCAUCGUGCAAACGCGAAUGGAACUAUUAAAGAGAUCGAAACUGCGGAUAAAAUAGCAUCCUCAAAGGAAACUGUCGUUCAUCUCGAGUCGAAUAGGAACAAUUCUACUGAUUCUUCUCACGAACGUGUGCAUUGGUUUUAA